Messenger RNA from Mesorhabditis spiculigera, 411 nucleotides. Lineage: Eukaryota; Metazoa; Nematoda; Chromadorea; Rhabditida; Rhabditidae. The record is from the annotation of a GenBank genome assembly.
AUGCCCUGCGCUCUGCCGCCGCCCGUCCUGCUUCCGGGCCCGUUCAUCCUCGCGACUCCCUACAUGUCGCGCCUUCGCCCGGCUCAGCGGCUUGGGCUCACCCCGCUGCCGUCCUCGCCUGGCUCCUGCCUCUGUUCGCCACGGCCCCGUCUCGACGGCCCCCUCUCCGUGCUCCCGGGAUCCUGCACCUGCUCGCCCAGGCACCCUUCCGACGGGACCCUCUAUGUGCACCUCGGCUCACCCCCGCGUCUCGGCCUGUCCUCUUCCGACCUCAUCCCGUCGCUGGACGCCUCAGUACUUGCCGCGCUGCCGCUUGGACCCUCUGGCCCGCCCGCCUCUCGCGGUAUACGUGCCCCCAAUAAGCGCGCCCGCCGACUUGCCCCCCGUCGCAACGCCGUUCGUCGCCAACCG